Apaloderma vittatum (bar-tailed trogon) is the source of this 564-nucleotide messenger RNA. It is a transcript of the gene CIBAR1, whose product is annotated as family with sequence similarity 92, member A1. The annotation marks the transcript as partial. The record is from RefSeq and is a predicted model, not a curated record. Gene Ontology annotation, cellular component: ciliary basal body; ciliary transition zone. The transcript is spliced from 6 exons. Gene Ontology annotation, biological process: cilium assembly. Lineage: Eukaryota; Metazoa; Chordata; Aves; Trogoniformes; Trogonidae.
GAUGAUCUUAAAGCAACUUUAACGGCAAAGAACCGAGAAGCCAAGCAAUUAUCUCAGCUGGAAAAGACACGUCAGCGGAAUCCAUCAGACCGACACAUUAUUUCACAGGCUGAAAGUGAAUUGCAGAGAGCUUCACUGGAUGCAACUCGAACAACUCGGCAAUUAGAGGAGACCAUUGAUAAUUUUGAGAAACAGAAAAUAAAGGACAUAAAAAACAUAUUUUCUGAAUUUAUAACUAUUGAAAUGAUAUUCCACGGGAAAGCUUUAGAGAUAUAUACUGCUGCCUACCAAAAUAUCCAAAAUAUUGAUGAAAAUGAAGAUUUAGAGGUUUUUCGGAGCUCACUUUAUCCACCAGACUAUCAGUCUCGCUUAGACAUAGUUCGUGCAAAUUCAAAGUCUCCGCUGCAAAGAACUGGCUCCUUAAAAUCUUCAUUGAGGACAGUACAGAUUUCCAGCAGUAUGCUAAGAAAAGACGAAGAAGAGGAGGAGGAAGACGAUGAAGAUGAGGAAGAGGAGGAGGAGGAGGAGGAGGAAGAGUUAGAGGCUGCUAAGGAAGUGAGAUAA